Messenger RNA from Hemicordylus capensis (graceful crag lizard), 2681 nucleotides. RefSeq names its product acyl-CoA oxidase 3, pristanoyl (gene ACOX3). The coding region runs from base 244 to 2361 and encodes 705 amino acids. Gene Ontology annotation, cellular component: peroxisome. The record is from RefSeq and is a predicted model, not a curated record. Gene Ontology annotation, molecular function: fatty acid binding; pristanoyl-CoA oxidase activity; FAD binding. The transcript has 18 exons. NCBI's taxonomy places the organism in Eukaryota, Metazoa, Chordata, Lepidosauria, Squamata, Cordylidae. Gene Ontology annotation, biological process: lipid homeostasis; fatty acid beta-oxidation using acyl-CoA oxidase.
UAUUGCGUUGCCCGUGAAAGCGAAGCAAAGCGUUGAAUUGGUCAGGCCUAAGUGGGGCGAGGGUGGUGAGGAAGCAAGGCAGAGGCUUUUUGGUCUCUUUUCUUUGCUUAUAGGAGAAUGCUUGAUUGGUUGGUCCAGCAGCUUAAGUCCUAAAUCUCCCCAUAGAAAUCCUGGCAUUUCUUAAGAGGCGUCAGGUCUGCCGGGGGCAUCACUGCCCUGCUGGAACAAGUAUUUUCUAUCAAGAUGGCAUCUACUGGUGAUCUGGAAGAGGUCAACUCUAGCAACACGUCACUGCUACCUGACUUGCCUAGUGGACCGCUCUGUGCCUACCGGAAGCAAGCAUCCUUCGAUUGGAAGGAGAUGGUAUUAUUCAUAGAAAAUGAAGAUCUCAUCCAUUUUAAGAACAGGAUAUUCUCAGCUUUUGAAAGUGAUCCUCUCUUUGCGCGUCUUCCUGGAGAAGAACUAUCCCUUGAGAAAUAUCGAGAGCUAACCUUCCUUCGCUGUAGAAGACUCUUUGAAUAUGAUUUUCUAAGACUAGAAGAUAUUGCAGAACAACCAUUAAGAAUCAUCGUGCUGAUUAGCUGCCUGGGGAUGUAUGAUUGGUCUCUUGGAACCAAAUAUCUGCUAAAUUCCCAGGUAUUCAGAAGUGUAAUUGAGAGUUCAGGUUCUGGAAGACAUAGAGAGUUCCUUACGCAGAAUGAAAAUAUGGAGCUUUUUGGGUGUUUUGCUCUGACUGAAGUUAGCCAUGGUAGCAAUACCAAGAAUAUGCGGACUACUGCUAAAUAUGACCCCGCUACACAAGAAUUUGUUGUCCAUUCACCUGAUUUUGAAGCUGCCAAGUUUUGGGUUGGCAACAUGGGAAAGAACGCCACGCAUGCAGUUGUCUAUGCACAGUUGUACACCCCAGAUGGACAGUGCCAUGGACUGCAUGCCUUCAUUGUACAGAUCCGGGAUCCAAAAACAUUGCUUUCCAUGCCAGGUGUACUGGUGGGUGAUAUUGGUAGGAAACUUGGACAGAAUGGUCUAGAUAAUGGGUUUGCCAUGUUUUAUAAUGUCAGGAUACCCAAAGAAAACUUGCUGAACCAAAUUGGAGAUGUCACAGCUGAGGGAACAUAUACAAGUGCAUUCAAGGAUUCCAGACAGCGUUUAGGAGCUUCCCUGGGUACUUUAUCCAGUGGAAGGGUUAUGAUUAUAGUUAUGUCUGUGGUCAAUUUAAAGCUUGCCAUAUCAAUAGCAAUUCGCUUCUCAGCUACUCGACUCCAAUUUGGACCAACAGACAAUGAAGAAAUACCAGUCCUCGAAUACCAAAUGCAGCAAUGGCGCUUGCUUCCCUAUUUAGCAGCUGCUUAUGCCUUAGACUAUUUCUCCAAGACACUGUUCAUGAGCUUCAUGGAAUUCCACAUAGGUCUUCUAAUGAAGGACAAGAGUCCACAGCAGGCUGAACUUGGGCGGGAAAUACAUGCCUUGUCUACUUCAGGCAAACCACUGUCUUCCUGGCUUGCACAACAAGGAGCUCAAGAAUGUCGAGAAGCUUGUGGGGGACAUGGCUUCCUAGCCAUGAAUCGUCUGGGUGAUAUCCGUAACGACAAUGACCCAAACUGCACAUAUGAAGGAGAUAAUAAUGUUCUGCUACAGCAGACUAGCAACUACUUACUGAUCUGGAUGAACAGAAAGCACCAAGGCAAUGGUCCUAUCACAUCACCACUGGGAUCAGUAGAUUUUUUGGAAGACUGUGACCAGAUUCUUUGCCAGAAAUUCACAGUGUCAAAUGUUCAAGACUGCAUGGAUUCUUCAGUACCAUUAAGAGCCUACAAGUGGCUAGUUUGUUACUUACUCCGGGAGAGUUUUCAAAAGCUGAGGGACCAGGAACAACGUGGUUGUACAGAAUUUGAAGCAAGGAACAACAGCCAGGUGUACUACUGUCGUUCUUUAGCGAUAACUUUUAUUGAACACACUGUUUUGCAAAGAUAUCAUGACUACAUUCACAGUUCCGACACACCAGAAAGCCUUCGGCUGGUACUGAAGCAUCUCUGUUCUCUCUAUGGACUGUGGUCUUUAAAUAAGCAUAUGGCUGUGCUUUACCAAGGAGGCUACGUUUCAGGUGAGAAGGCUGGUCAAGUUGUCCAAGAUGCAAUUCUGGAACUUUGUUCAAAGCUGAAGCAAGAGGCCGUGGCUUUGGUGGAUGUUAUUGCUCCUCCUGACUUCAUUCUAAACUCUCCAAUUGGCAGAGCAGAUGGAGAGCUUUAUAAAAAUCUGUGGAACUCAGUCUUCCAAGGCAAUAAGGUGCUGGAGAGACCAUCCUGGUGGCCAGAAUUUUGUAUCAAUAAACCUGUUGUAGGUAGGCUGAGGUCAAGAAUGUGAAAGGUAAAGUGUAUAGGAAUGUCCCUGGAAGGGACUGAAUGCUUAAUCUGUCCAUAUGUGUGAAAAAGAUCAUGUUUCAGCCAUCGUUUUAUGCAACUCUGAAGCAACUGAUGUUCUGCUACCUUGUUUAAUUUAUAGUUGAACUGAUGCUAAUAAUGUGGUGGGUUUUUUAAAUUCUGUAAAUCCUCUUCUAUAUUAUUUACAUUUUAACUGAAAGUAAGCAGGUACCUGAAGCAGCUGAAUUCAGAUUAUCUAAGUUUAAAUUAUGUUAAAUGUAAACUUAAUAUAUGUUACUAAAUAAACAUCUUACAUCUGCUCAA